This is a messenger RNA of Symbiodinium necroappetens, 302 nucleotides long. The record is from the annotation of a GenBank genome assembly. Lineage: Eukaryota; Dinophyceae; Suessiales; Symbiodiniaceae.
GUUCUGUACCGUGAUCUCAAGCCAGAGAACUGCUUGCUGGACGAUGAGGGCCACAUACGGCUCACUGACUUUGGGUUGUCGAAGGACGGCCUGACCAACUCGGCAGUGUUUACGUCCUUCGUUGGAACCGCUGGAUACCUCAGCCCUGAGAUGGUUGCGCGGCAGGGGCAUGGCCUUCCGUUGGACUACUACUGCCUUGGCUGCUUGUUGUAUUGCCUUCUGACCGGCUCUCUGCCGCACUACGAGGGGGACUACAAGGCCAUGAUCCAGAAGCGGGUGAAGGGCGACCCCGUUCAGUUUCC